Messenger RNA from Penicillium nucicola, 2169 nucleotides. It is a transcript of the gene nimA, whose product is annotated as serine/threonine protein kinase nimA. The record is from RefSeq and is a predicted model, not a curated record. Bases 1 to 2169 code for a protein of 722 amino acids. Gene Ontology annotation, biological process: chromosome segregation; protein phosphorylation. NCBI's taxonomy places the organism in Eukaryota, Fungi, Ascomycota, Eurotiomycetes, Eurotiales, Aspergillaceae. The transcript has 3 exons. Gene Ontology annotation, molecular function: protein kinase activity; ATP binding. Gene Ontology annotation, cellular component: cytoplasm; centrosome; nucleus.
AUGGCGAUUGCUCUGGCUGAGGCCGACAAGUAUGAAAUCUUGGAUAAGAUUGGCUGUGGUUCCUUCGGCAUCAUCCGCAAGGUCAAGCGCAAGACCGAUGGAUUCAUUCUGUGUCGCAAGGAGAUCAACUAUAUCAAGAUGUCACAGAAGGAACGCGAACAACUCACCGCGGAGUUUAACAUCCUCAGCUCCCUUCGUCACCCCAACAUUGUCGCAUACUACCACCGAGAACACCUCAAGGCAAGCCAGGACCUAUACCUCUACAUGGAGUACUGUGGAGGUGGAGACUUGGGUAUGGUGAUCAAGAAUUUGAAGAAGGCGAACAAGUAUGCCGAAGAGGAAUUUGUCUGGCGCAUCUUAUCCCAACUUGUCACUGCCUUGUUCCGAUGUCACUACGGCAAUGACCCUUCGGAGGUGGGAUCGAAUAUUUUGGGUCCUGCUCCCAAGGCGUCUGGUCUUAAGGGCAAGCAGGGACAGGUCACCAUUCUGCACCGUGAUCUCAAACCGGAAAACAUCUUCCUCGGUAGUGACAACACAGUCAAGCUGGGUGAUUUCGGAUUAUCCAAGCAGAUGCAGUCGCAUGACUUCGCCUCCACUUAUGUCGGCACCCCUUUCUACAUGUCACCAGAGAUUUGUGCUGCCGAGAAGUACACUCUGCGCUCCGAUAUCUGGGCGGUUGGCUGCAUCAUGUAUGAGCUAUGCCAAAAGGAGCCCCCUUUCAACGCUCGCACUCACAUCCAACUUGUGCAAAAAAUCCGUGAGGGUAAAUUCGCCCCUUUGCCCGACUACUACUCCCCCGAACUCAAGAACGUCAUCGGAAGUUGCCUGCGAGUUAAUCCCGAUCAUCGCCCCGACACUGCAGCUUUGAUCAAUCUUCCUAUCAUCCGCCUCAUGCGCAAGGAGAAGGAGGUCGUUGAUCUGGGCAAAACCUUACGCCGCCGUGAAGAGGUUGCUGUGGCCAAGGUUCGUGAUAUGGAACAGAAUAUGGCCAAACUUGAGAAGGACAAACAACAAAUGAAAGCCGAUAUCGAGAGCACUGUUCGCAGGGAAUGGGAGGUCAAAGCACGAUUAGAGAUUGAUCGCCAAGUACAGAGCGAGCUUGAGCGUUUGCGCAAACGAUUUGAAUCUGAAGUCCAAGAUAGAGUUGCCAUCGAGGUUAAGAAACACAAAGCCAACAACAACACCUCCCGCGACGAUGUUUUCCGUACCAGCACCCAGGGCUUGAGUUCAUCUCGAUCCAGUGGGCAGGGCUGGCGCUCUUCUCGGUCUUCGGCCAACAUGACAGACGACAGUGACAGCACUCCAUCCAGUACCGCUGAUAUCACUCAGCUGUCUCUCGGUUCACCCCCCUCGAACAAGAGGAAGCAGCCUAAGAAGGAGACUCGUACUCCAUUCUGUCGCUCUAAGACUGUGGUUGACUCUCCUGUGGAUGUUCAGAUGGCCGAGCCUUCUCCUAUCUCAAUUGCAUCACUCUCACUCUCUCCACGUCGUACUUCUGGAACUGGCGGCGCCCGCAACAUUUUUGCUGAGGCCGAACGCAACAAGGCGAAGUGGGAGCCCACUCUGGCUUAUUCCGAUGACGAGGAUGAUACCCCCGAUCUACCUUCGCCCACUCGCCCGAAGGUCAAGCCCGACCCGCUGAAGGCUCCUCGCCGACCUUUGCUGCGUCACAACACUGCCGCUUUUGUGCAAAAGCUUAGCACUCAACCGUCCCUGUUCCCAUCGAGUGGCACCCGCCUGCCUCAGUCCACAAAUUCAUCUGCCUCUCAGUCUGAGGAGCGCAGCGUCAGUGAAAGCCGAGCCAAAUCACCUCACCGUCGCCUGACCAAGAUUCCCUCGUCCGCCAACCUUGCUGCUGACGCCUCUCCUACCCGCAAGAGUGCAACCAAGCAGGCCCAACCAAAGGCCAAUGGUGGCGGCGAGGAAAUGAUGAAGGCUGUCAUGCAACGCAACAUGGGUGGUCGUACCCUCGUUGAGCUUGCCCAAGCUCGUGCUGGAGGUCGUCCAAUGGAUGAGGUUAAGCGCUGCGCCAGUGACUCUCGGUCUUCUGGUCCCUCGAUGCUGAAGUGCUCUGAGCGGGAUCCCCCCGCCAUCUGGAAUCCCGAGCUGGACGAAAUGCCCAGUCCCUUCCUUGCCCGUGGAAAGAAAAUUAUCCGCAAUUUGCGGUGA